Molecule: messenger RNA, 1534 nt
Organism: Didymella exigua CBS 183.55
Lineage: Eukaryota; Fungi; Ascomycota; Dothideomycetes; Pleosporales; Didymellaceae
Product: Di-copper centre-containing protein
Exons: 4
Coding region: 1-1074 (357 amino acids)
Molecular function (GO): oxidoreductase activity
Source: RefSeq, a predicted model, not a curated record
AUGCACCUUCUUCUUACCUCCGCUGCGCUUGCAGUCUCCUGCAACGCAUUUGCGCUUCCCUGGACCACGAGAGCGGUCGAUGCAACUCUUCCGGCUUUGCCUCUAUCAAACUUCGAAACGCCCAAGUAUGCGCGUCUACUCGAAUUGGACGAAGCGCUAUCCGGCAUCGCGGAAAGUUUGACGACAAGCUUGACGACAAGCUUGAAGGUGGAGUUGGGCAAGUUCGCCAAAAGGCAAAGCACCUGCUCAAACGUUCGCACUCGUGUGGAGUGGGACCAUGCAUCCGACAGUCAACGACAAGGAUACGUCGACGCUAUCAAGUGCCUGAUGCAGCAGCCGCCCUCAGGCCAGUUCUCUGCUUCUAAGUCACGCUACGACGAUCUUGUCGGCCUCCAUCAAACAUUGACGCCCAGGGUGCACGGAAACGCCAAAUUCUUGCUCUGGCACAGGUACUACACAUGGACAUACGAGUCGCUUCUUCGUGAGCAAUGUGGUCUGACUGGCCCCCUGCUGUGGUUCGACGAGACUCGCUAUGCAGGUAACUAUGCGGCAUCAUCGAUCUUUAGUUCUCAGUGGUUCGGAAGUAUCAACCUUGGUGGCAACUGUGUGACUGAUGGACAAUUUGCGAACCUCGCUCUCGUUUACGGACCAGGAACGAGCAACACACCUCACUGCUUGGCUCGCAACAAUGAUGACUCUAAGACAAUCAACACCGGCAACGCCAUUGUCGAUGCCUGCAACAGCCGUUCCGACUACGCUGAUAUGGCUGCGUGCGCUGAAGGUGGUGCCCAUGCAUGGGGACAUAACGGAAUUGGGGCUGUUAUGGCUGAUGUUUACGCUUCUCCAUCUGAUCCCGUCUUUUUCUUGCACCACGCCUUCAUCGAUCGCAAUCUGCGUAUCUGGCAGAACAAUGGAGGCAACGCGCGUGUGUCUAGCAUUGACGGCACCGACGCCUCUGGAAAUGCUCUGACACUGGACACUAAGAUCAAUGUUUAUGGUUUCCGCCCGGACGUCACCAUUGGCGAUAUUCUGGAUACCAAGGGGUCGACGCUGUGCUACAAGUACGACUACUAGUUAAUUCGAUUCGCAGAUUGAGGUGGAGGCGUUAUCUGCACGCACGUAUUUCUUACAACUUCUCGGGCUUGGACCAUAAGUUUCAGUGCACCUGUAUUUGAAGCGAUUGGACAGUAGCUCCUAUUCAGACAGACUUCUUCGCUGCGCACGCUCUUGAGACUUUGACAAUUCCGCUGAUAAGGGCUGAGAUGCGGCUUCGUGUCGUACUCUAGCCCGAGCAUAACGAGUACGCAUAGGGACCGACCACUCACAGGUGCGUGCGUGUCUGAAUUGUGGCUUGCUCAGUCGUAAAGCUUGUCCGAGAGCCCACCUCAUUCCAAUGCCGCGGAAAAGUGCAGAAAUGAAGCCAAUACCUUAUCUACUGGUACUCGUUGGCCGUAUCUACCCCCUUGCCAUACGCAGCGAACAACAUGAUCAUCGAGCUCAUCGAGUUCAUCACGCUUGACAUCUCAAUUUCUGG